This is a messenger RNA of Mercenaria mercenaria, 3401 nucleotides long. RefSeq lists its product as uncharacterized. Gene Ontology annotation, molecular function: tumor necrosis factor receptor binding. Gene Ontology annotation, biological process: immune response. Gene Ontology annotation, cellular component: membrane. NCBI's taxonomy places the organism in Eukaryota, Metazoa, Mollusca, Bivalvia, Venerida, Veneridae. The coding region runs from base 108 to 914 and encodes 268 amino acids. The record is from RefSeq and is a predicted model, not a curated record. The transcript has 3 exons.
UUUAAACCUGAGUGUACGUGUACAGUACAUGUAAUUAUCUAAACUUAAUGAUUACAUAACGUCUGAUAAAAGAACGGUUUAGCGGGCAUACCACCACAUUUACGAUCAUGGAUAUCAAGUUGAAAUAUACUGCUAUAAUCGUAUUUUUCUGUGUAGUUUUAUGUUCAGCUGCAGUUUUAGUACUGUUUUUGACUAUGCCCGAUUCGCCAUCAACUGUCAGAAAUGAUCAAAUUUGUCUUCCAAGUGAGUUUGGACUUCUUAAAUGCGGCACAACAGCAGAUCUCCUACACGAGUAUUUAGAAAGGACAACUGCAACACAAUAUGACGAAAUCAAAACAAAGGACAAAGAGCGACAACAAGAACACCUUGAUAAAAACAGAGUUCACUUAAUGAGCAUCUACGACAAAGCAUUCUGGGAAAUGAAGCCAGCCGCCAAACUCACUGGAAAAGAACAGCCUGACACAAGAAAGGGCGAUAUCGGUGCUGACAUGGUGCCUGUAAGAGAAUGGUGCCAUGGCAGAGAACUUGAGGACACCAGUGGGUUCGAAAGAUACGGCAUUCGAUACAGAAAUGGCCGUUUGGUCGUACCUGUAGAUGGAACAUAUAACAUUUAUUCUUAUGUCGAUUUAUUUGAGUCAUGUAAUCCAUCAACGGGGAAGCCUAAUGUAAACGAUACCACUAAACCUAUUAAGCACGGCAUAUUUAAAUUUGAUAUUCUUGAUAGUGAGGAGAUGGAAUUAGUUUCAAAUGUACAACCACAUACGGUUUCAAGUAACAGAUAUUUCAACUCUUACAGUAGCUAUAUUUCGUCACUUGCAAAACUUAAAGCUGGUGACGAGCUUUCUGUAAAGGUUAGCAAUUUAACAUAUCUUAAAUACACUCGAGAUAAUUAUUUUGGGGUCAAUUUAAUAUAGCAAUACGGAGGCCUUCACCACACUUAUAUCCUCACCGUGGAGGUCACGUGCUCGUCGUGGUGGGGGCACUCUCCGUUUCCGCUAACAAGCAGCGACGGACUGACAAAGACCUCCUUCCCCGUACAAAUCGAGUCUGCUAUUAUUUGUUUGGCCGCGUCCUAUUUUUUGAAAACGAUUUUUCUUAUAGAUUAUAUUCAUAUAUUUUACAUUUUUGUAACCGUUUUAAUUUUUGUUGUUGUUGUUGAUUUUUUUUAAUCCUUGAAGAAGACAUUUAAGAAGAAAAAUGACUAAAACAUGUGUAACAUACUGUUCUUUUGUAUUAUCUUAAAAGUAAAAAUGUCAUGAAAUGGCAGAUUUCAAAUGAUCUCACUUCGCCAGCCUAAUUUCACCUAAACAUGUCCACAUUAAUUAUUGUACUUUAAAGGGAUACGCAUGUAGAAUAAUGGAUGAAACUUUUAUCCUUACUGUCAUUGUCAAAUUACUGGUCUUGCAAUUUGGCAAUUGGAUUCGCGAGUUUAGUGCGGUUAACAUUUCAUUCGGAAAGUAAACAGCUUCUGUCUAUUGCCUUUAAUUGAAUGAGUAAAUAAUUGGAAAUACAACGUGGGUCUAUUCUUAAAAAGAAAUCCUGGGUAUCCCUUUAAUAAAAUAUUAAUUUUUGUCGGAAUAAUUUUGUUUUGUUGUAUGUAUGAUACAAACGCAGGAAGAAGAGGACAACUGUAAGCUAAUACAGCUUUCUGUCCAAUUCUUGAAAUGUGAUUUUGUAAAUAUUUCAUGAUUAUCUGAAUAAAAAUAUGUUUAAACUAAACGCAGGAAGUUGAGAUGAUGAAUAAGAUUUAUUUUUGGAUUCAGUGUUGUUACAUUUUCUGGUCUUUGGGAUCAUGGAGUAUACUCAUUUCCACUAUGACAGAAUUCCGCUUAAGCCCCGGUGCUAGAUAGGGAGGGGAGGUGAGGUUGAUGUUGCACAUUUCAUUAUCUCUCAGGAACAGAUUUAAUCAAAGCGAGUCUGUCUUUACGUUGCAUGGUUGCGUUCUUUGCUUCGGACGGAUCUUUUAAUCUGAAAACUGCCAACAAAACCUAUUACUCAUAAACAGUCAGUAAGAAAAAGAUAUAAAGCAUUUUCAUCUUACCAGGUAAUAACGAUCUUUCCACUUUGAAAUGAAAAUUAAUUUCAUGUCCUGGAUCUAUGACCAUUUCCUUUAAAUUGAAACAUAUUAUUCCUAAGUAAGAACUGUCGGUAUAUGGUGGGCCUUCAAUGUUGCGCACUCCGCCCCCGCUCCCAACACACACACACACAAACGCACACGCACACUCAUACACCCAACAUCGCAAUUUACAAUUUUUCGCUGCAAUAGAAAAAUUUGUGAAAUGUGUACCAUUUGACAUUUUUUCGUUGGGAAAUAAAUGACACCCACCCUUUCCACUAUCCCAACAUUUUGGAAAUAAAACAUCAUUGUUGGCGGGAUAAAUACGCACUAUGUGCAAUCAAAAGAGCACCUAUAGUCAUUUUCCCACAAUCAAAUACUGUAUGUAUCUUCAUGGCCACACCUUCACAUUUUAGUGCUUUUAUACCACCAAAUUGCUUUUAAAACGGUUAUUUAAAAGAGAGGUUCUGAGCUAUGUUUAACUAUGAAGAAAUAAGAUUUCUUUUGACUUUACAUAUUGAGUAACUUCACUCAUAUACAGGAGCAGGGGAUAUUAUGCCAGAAUAUCUUAAUAGCAGUGUAUUUAGAUAAAAAUAUAUAAUAAACAUUUGCUCCGAAAUAUAAGUACAUUGUAAUUUAUUAGAGUCUAAAAAGACAGAAAUAUAUAAAUAAAGCUGGCAUUCAAAAUGAAUCAUUUUGCUCAACUACAAUUUAUUUCAAAAUUGCAUUUAAUACCCAGAUGCCCGGACAUGCAUCAUUGCCCAGUUAAUUUUAAUUGUGGGUUAGUGCCAUAACUACAACAUUCUAUGAUUUUUUCAAUACUGCUGUAUCCUCUAAGCUAAAUUGGUGCUAAUUAGAUGCUUUAUACUUUUACAUCAGAAUGUGUUAAAAAGAGUAUCUACGUAUUUAAUAAAACAUAAUGCAAACGAACCGAGUAAAAUCAACGAUAGAAAAGAUGAUAAAGUUUCAAGUAUUUUGACAUGUUACAAAAAUCUUAAAAGAUCGUAGAUCGUAGGGGCAUGGUCAUGCUCCAAAAAGGAUACCUAUGUUGUUCGAUGAAGUAAUUUUGAUGAAUAUUUGUUUCAUAAAUCAUAACUUUUAAUUAAGUUUCAUGUGUCAAAUAUUUUCGUUAAACUUAGUAGGCGUCAUUUCUAUAUUUUAUUUAAGAUUUCCAUUGUCUCCUUGUAGAAGUUGGCAAAGGCUGGUAUAAAAGGUGACAAAUACCUUGCAAUAAAUGCAUAUAUACAAAAUUGUUGAGUCGCAUAUAUGCAGAUCCUUUCCAAUUCAAAAAUAAUGCUUUCAGAUUAAAAUGUAAAAAUGUAAAAUAAAGCAUGUGAAAACUCUA